GCUUGUCAUAAAUCAUCACUAUAACUCGAGCCGAUGUGAGUAAUACAAGAAUGAAUCAUAUAAUUACUAUUCCGUGACUUGCAACACACGUAAAAUGACCAAAAUCACCUAGUAAGCUUCAAAUUGUACAAGCCAAUUGUAUAGUUUUUUUGUGAUAAAAAUUGUAUAGUUUCUUUCUUCAAGCAAACUCUUCAUAUUUGAGCAUUCACAAUGCAAUUGCAAAAUCAAUCGCACAUUAAGUUUUUAAUGCCACCUCAACAUUUUUGCAAUCCAACACAUAUUAAUAUCAUUGCAUUUACAUCAAUGCAAUCCACUUACAAUUACUUAAAUAAUUAAAUGUUAUAUUUAAUUAUGAUAAAAUAAAGUUAAUGAAAAACGAAAAUAAAGAAUUCCUAUUUUUGCUUGCAUAUGCAAUUGCAGUUGUUGCAAGAUUGCAAUAUGCAAUAAGUGGACACAUUGAUACAAUUAAUUUUUCAACUACAAAAACCAUGCUAUGUCAUCUUGCAAUUGAAAAUGCAAAAUCAAUAUGAAUGCUCUUAGUAUUAUUAUCAUUCGAAAAAUUACAAGAGCAUUCAAAAUUUUGACAUGGACCGACCAUUUUGCCUCUCUAACUCAAAAAGAGAGAGAGAAAAAGAGUUCUUUGAACCUGAAGAAUUAUAAGGUAACAACUUGCUGUUGAUAAUGGUGACCAUUUGUGGAUUGUUGUCAUCGUGUAAAAUUGCAUCCAGAUGUUGGAGGGAUGCAUAAGCGCAAAGAAGAACCAGCAGUAGUGAAGAUACAGCCUUAAUAAUAUUUUCCAUUGAAUUGCUGCCUUUUUUUGCAAAUACUCGGGGGUCGGGUCGGGUGUCUAUCUAGAGUGUCUCCAGUACGAAGUCUUGCAAAUAAAUUUAUAGUGUAACUGGGAGGAUCGACAGUGGCCUAGCUGAGUAUCCAACUUUUGAACCAAACAAUAUUAUAUUUCGUUCGAUGUAGUCCGAUUCAAUCGUCAAUUUGAUCCGCGAUGCUGUCAAGAACCAACCCAUACCGUGGUGAUCAAUGAAAGAAAAUUCAUAUCAUCCGGCCGGAAUAUGUCUUCUUUACCGGCGUGCCUGCCUGCCUGCGGUGAAUUAUUCUAUAAGAGUGUCUCAUCAACAAAGAGCCAAUUAACCAUUACAAAAUUGGUUGAAUUACUCACGUCGCCGUUUCCGCCACCGCUAUUCUUUCCUUCCGGCUACGGCAACACUAAUCAAUGGGCACGACGUCGGUUGGCGAUUCAAUAUGAUAGCUAAUUAGCUAUGCAAGAGAUGCUUUAAGUACCAGCCACACAGCACUACCGAACAUAAUUUGUCGGUAAAUCCAGCCGGACUAGUAAAAGCCAGCUAAAGAAGAGCGUUCCCGUCGCCGGCGAAUGCGGCCAAGAGUGGUCGACUCUGUGAUUGAACAGCCGUCCAGAUUUUGUUUAAGUGUCUCUCUCUGCUGAAAUAUUGGGAAUGGUAUCUUUUAAUCUCUGAGCUGAAUGGAAGAAUGCCGGCGGGGUUUGCUCCGGUCGGUGCUACUGAUCUGGGUUUUGAUUCGCUGCCCGGCGGCGCAGCAGAGGGGUGUGUUGCUGAGUUCGCGGGUGGAAUGGAGGGCGCUGAUCGAUCUCCGGGGGUCUUUAGGGAUCCGAAGCUCCGACUGGCCGAUAAAAUCCGACCCGUGCGCGAAUUGGAAGGGAGUCCAGUGCGGCGACGACGGCCGGGUCACCGGAAUCAACGUUUCCGGGUUCAGGAGGACCCGGGUCGGGCGUUUGAAUCCCGGGUUCUCCGUCGACGCCAUGGCGAAUUUCACCUCAUUGGAGGUUUUCAACUCUUCCGGAUUCGCCCUCCCGGGCUGGUUCGGGUCGAAAUUCGGGUCGUCGCUCCGAGUUCUUGAUCUCCGGGCGAGCUCAGUCACCGGCCCGAUUCCGGCGACGCUCGGUGAGUUAACUCAGCUCAAUGCUCUCUACCUCUCUGAAAAUCAGCUCGCCGGCGCCCUGCCAUCUACAUUGGGGCAGCUGAGUCGAAUGUCAAUUCUUGACCUCUCUAGGAAUCUGCUUACUGGGUCGAUCCCGCCGAGUUUGGCUUCACUCAGGAACUUGUCAAGUCUCAAUCUUUCUUCCAAUUACUUAUCCGGGUCGGUUCCACCCGGAUUCGGCAACAUUUCAAUGCUCAAGUCGUUAGAUUUAUCGAAAAAAGCUCGCUCUCUGAGUCUCAAACCAUGCACAAUUCCAGCCGCUAGUGAUCGAAAUUCCUCCAAGAUUCAUGGUAUAGGCUAUAAUAAAUUGGAACACUCAAUUCCGUUCGUUCUCUCUGUUCUACUUUGCUUCUCCUUCCCUGCGAAAAACCGCUCACAGUCAGGUGCUUUAACAUAUUCACUGAGGAUUUUCCAAUUGCAGUUGUGAUGCAUGUUAAGAUCCGUAUUGGAAAACAAUCCCGCCGCUGUUGGUGGAGCUUUCAAACCACUGCUUUGGUUUGGUUAUGUUGGGUUGGAUUAACCGGUUUGAGUUUGAGUUUUGGUUGGUUUCUAGAAGAUCCUCUAUUUUCAAAAUAGAAAGUUAUUGUCUACUCAAAAAGUAAAAAGAGGCGACAGUCUUUCAUUUUUAGAGAGAGAGAAUCAAGAAAAGAGAAGAGAUAAG
This is a messenger RNA of Linum trigynum, 2632 nucleotides long. NCBI's taxonomy places the organism in Eukaryota, Viridiplantae, Streptophyta, Magnoliopsida, Malpighiales, Linaceae. The record is from the annotation of a GenBank genome assembly.